CUUCGUGAAACCGGAAUCAGAUGUUUACUUUUUGAGCUCGUUUUGAUUGCUCGAGCAAUUUUGUUGCCUCCUUAUUCCAAGCUUCCAAGAUCACAACUCGAUUUUGAUGUCCUCUAUCCAACCACUCUACUAGACUACUACACCACUAUCGGUACCUUACAAUAGCUCUUACAAUAGUAUCUGCUUCCAGUAAGUUAGGCUGGCGAAACCAUUCCAUCCUGAACCAAGCAAAGGCAGUUUCUCUUUCAUCAGUUAGUUCGCCCUUGACCCCUGAACAGUAUUUUCAGAUCAUCCAUUCAUUCAUUCAUUCACUCACUCGAGAAUCGAAACGAGAAUAUGAGCAGUGAUUCCACCGACACAAGCAACAACAACGCCUUGUCGGACUUUUACACUCGUGCGUAUACCGACGCCGUGAUUGACCGUUGGAAUACAGACGAGCAGUUGAUUCUGGAACAGCAGAUCCAACGAUGGCCCGCCUUGCUGUCGUGCCUCUGCAGUCUCUACGUGAUUGUAGACAUUGUACGGCAACCGCACGAACGCGUCAAAGUGGCCAAUCGCAUCGUGGUCCUGCUGAGCGUCUGUGACGUGCUGUACUCGUUCUGGUCGCCCUUUUUAGGAUCGUGGCCGGCACCCGUAGGAUCCGCCUACGGCGCUGCGGGAAGUGUGGCGGCGUGCAGCACAGCGGCCUUUUUUUCGGGAUUGGGAUUUUACGCAUCGACGUAUUACAAUGCCAGUUUGGCCAUUUGCUACGUUCUCAUGAUUUGCUACGGCUGGAAUGAAACCAAGCUUGCAGCAAGAAGAGUGGCGUGGUUCUUGUAUCUCAUUCCCCUCGUCAUUGUCUUGCCCUGGUGUAUCCUGAGUCUGGCAUGGGAAGGAGGCAACUAUAACGGAAGAACGUGUGGCAUGAUGCAAGCAUAUCCACAGUUUUGUGACAAUGAAUUGGUCAAGUGUGAACGAGGUGGCAAGAUUGUCGAUGUCUUUUGGCAAAACAACGCAAACACACCACGAGGAUGGAUACUCAUGGUCCUCCCAAGCAUUGUAUGUGGUCCCAUUGUCGUGGGGUGCAUGUUUCUACUCUACCUCUACGUCCUCCGACAAGAAUUGGCCAAUGAUCGGUACCGCAUUUCCGUUUCUACCAAAGAAUCUCGUCGACACUCCCAACAAGUCGCGUUUCAAGGCAUUCUCUACGUCUGGGCAUAUUUGGCCGUCGAGAUUCCAUGGAUUGUGGGAGUCUCCAUGUGGGCACAGAGAAAGGCAAACCCUGCCCUGUUUGUCAUUCCGUCCAUUCUCAUGCCACUCCAAGGAUGGUGGAAUGCAGUGGUAUACCUACGACCACGCUAUUGGCCGUGGAUCCAGCAACGGUUGUCUUGCUGUUGUUGUACAGCGUCCAAAACCAAGGGACCCGAACAGCAACAAGGGGAAGAAAGUGCCACGCGUCCCAUUUCGGUCGAAACCCUGUCGGUUGCAGAAGAGUCCUUUGCCGAUGAUGAUGAUGACAUGGAAAAGGGGGAAACAACCACUACCUCAAAGCCUACCGGUACGGCAAUUAGAAUAGAAGAAUCGAAACGGCCCACCAUGCCCGACAAAACGAAACCACCACGGCCCACCAAGCCCGACGAAACGAUUCUCCAAUCGGCCGUCUUUUUGGGAAAUAGUCAGCACUAAUAAACUAACCCACGCACGAACUAACUAACUACACUGUAUAGUCAUAUUCUUUUUGACCUU
This is a messenger RNA of Seminavis robusta, 1725 nucleotides long. The record is from the annotation of a GenBank genome assembly. Lineage: Eukaryota; Bacillariophyta; Bacillariophyceae; Naviculales; Naviculaceae.